Messenger RNA from Suncus etruscus (white-toothed pygmy shrew), 551 nucleotides. RefSeq names its product tumor necrosis factor alpha-induced protein 8-like. Gene Ontology annotation, biological process: regulation of apoptotic process. NCBI's taxonomy places the organism in Eukaryota, Metazoa, Chordata, Mammalia, Eulipotyphla, Soricidae. The record is from RefSeq and is a predicted model, not a curated record. Gene Ontology annotation, molecular function: cysteine-type endopeptidase inhibitor activity involved in apoptotic process. Gene Ontology annotation, cellular component: cytoplasm.
AUGGCCACAGAUGUCUUUAAUUCCAAAAACCUGGCCAUCCAGGCACAGAAGAAGAUCUUGGGUAAAAUGGUGUCCAAAUCGAUCGCCACCACCUUAAUCGACGACACAAGCAGUGAAGUGCUGGAUGAGCUGUACAGAGUGACCAAGGAAUAUACCCAGAACAAGAAGGAGGCUGAGAAAAUCAUCAAAAACCUCAUCAAAACCGUCAUUAAGCUGGCCAUCCUCUACAGGAACAACCAGUUUAAUCAAGACGAGCUGGCCCUGAUGGAGAAAUUUAAGAAGAAAGUUCAUCAGCUUGCCAUGAUGGCGGUCAGCUUCCAGCAAGUGGAUUACACCUCUGACCGCAACGUGCUGUCCCGGCUGCUCAAUGAGUGCCGAGAGCUGCUCCACCUCACUGCCAAGUCGCAUGGACGGGUUAAUGUCUUCGAUCAUUUUUCAGAUUGUGACUUUUUAGCCGCCUUGUACAACCCCUUUGGAAAUUUCAAGCCCCACUUACAAAAACUUUGUGAUGGGAUCAACAAAAUGUUGGAUGAGGAGAACAUCUGAGAUUG